Indicator indicator is the source of this 954-nucleotide messenger RNA. Its product is annotated as taste receptor type 2 member 9-like. Gene Ontology annotation, biological process: sensory perception of taste; G protein-coupled receptor signaling pathway; detection of chemical stimulus involved in sensory perception of bitter taste. Gene Ontology annotation, molecular function: bitter taste receptor activity; G protein-coupled receptor activity. NCBI's taxonomy places the organism in Eukaryota, Metazoa, Chordata, Aves, Piciformes, Indicatoridae. The record is from RefSeq and is a predicted model, not a curated record. The coding region runs from base 1 to 954 and encodes 317 amino acids. Gene Ontology annotation, cellular component: membrane. The transcript has a single exon.
AUGGCAGCGUGUUACUCUCAAGAGAAAUUUAAUGUCACUUCAUACAAUGCCGUGUCUUUUGCCAUUAUCACAAUCCAGACAUUUGCUGGCUGGUGGAUAAAUGGUAUCAUUGUUUCUAUGCUGUGUGUUUCUUGGAUGAAAAAGAAAAUCUUUAAUUCUAAUGAGAAGAUCGUGCUGGUUCUGGGGUCCUGCAGGUUUGUGGAUUUUUGCUUUACAUGGGUGUAUUCAUUUCUUUCAAUAAUUUAUCCCCACUUCAUUUAUGUUCAUCCCAUGCCCCAAAUAUUUUCAUCUAUCCUAAGCUUUUUACAUUCUAUCAAUGUGUGGGUUUCUGCCUGUCUUUGUGUUUUUUAUUGUAUAAAAAUUGCAAAUUUCCAGCACACCUUCUUUAUUUAUCUGAAGAUAAAAAUAGACAGGGUGGUGCCUUGGAUGUUGUUUGGUUCUGUGCUCUUAGCACUGGUCAUGGCAGUCUUCAGCUAUGAUGUGACUGACAGAGCAAUCUUUAAAAACAUCAAUUCCACUGACACAAUAAUUAUUGGGACACUGAGUGUCAGAACAGAUGAACAUAUAUUUGUUAUGUUUUUAAUCAGUGCCUUUGUUUUAACCACUGCAUUCAUGGUAGUCAUCUUUUCUACCCUUCUCCUCCUCUUUUCUCUCUGGAGACAUAAGCGCAGGAUGCAGGCAAACUCAAUGAGGAAUCUCAACAUGGAUGCCCACAUCAAAGCCAUAAAAUCUAUUCUGUUCUUCUUCUGCAUUUAUAGCAUCAGCUUUACUGGAUUCAUCUUGAUAUUAUUUUAUGCCACAAAGAAAGAAUAUCUUCAAUUGUUUUUCAUUUCAAUAUUUCAGCCUGCUCUUUCAGGUUUUCAUUCCCUUAUUCUGAUUUUCAGCAAUCCCAAACUGGAAAAGACAUUUUUAAGGACUCUGUCCUGUUUCAAGUUGAAGUUUCACAAGGGGUAG